GGCAGCAUGAAGGACAUUACAGUGAAAUUGCACAUUAAACCAGGAAGCAAACCUGUGUUUAUGAAGGCUAGGACAGUGCCAUAUGCUAUUCGUGACAAAGUCGAGGCUGACCUGGAUGCGUUGGUCAAAAGUGGUGUUUUGGAACCAGUCACCACCAGCGAAUGGGCGACACCAAUUGUGCCGGUUCCGAAAAAAAAUAGCGGAAUUCGCACAUGUGGCGAUGUUAAAGUGACUUUGAAUCCGGUGCUUUGUGUGGAGCAGUACCCACUUCCAUUGAUCGAUGAUUUGUUUGCAGGUCUGAGCAGUGGUCAAAAAUUGAGCAAAAUUGACCUCAACCAAGCUUAUCUGCAGAUGCAUGUGGAUGAAGAAUCACGGGAGUGGCUGACAAUUAACAUGCACAAGGGACUUUUCAGAUAUUGCAGAUUACCUUUUGGCAUCACAUCUGCUCCUGCUCUGUUUCAACGGGCUAUGGAUCAAAUUUUGAGUGGAUUGCCAGGAGUACAAUGUUACUUGGAUGACAUUCUCUUCACCGGUGCCAACGACGAGGAGCAUCUUCGCAACCUGGAUGCUGUCUUAAAAAGGCAGUAUGGUCUUCGAGUGCGCAAGGAAAAAUGUGAAUUUUUGAGACCAUCGGUGGAGUAUCUCGGGCAUGUGAUAGACCACGAAGGACUACACAAGGCUCCAUCAAAGACAAAGGCAAUUGUGGAUGCACCCGUCCCAGAAAAUGUGAGUCAGCUUAGAUCUUUUUUAGGAAUCCCUUCACUGGCUGCUGCAAGUCUUCAGAGGUGGGCUUUGUUGUUAUCAGCUCACUCAUACGACAUCAAGUAUCGUAAAUCUGAUUUGCAUUGCAAUGCUGAUGGACUUUCGAGCGUCGCAAGUGAAACAUGCAACUCGGAACGACCCUGA
Molecule: messenger RNA, 906 nt
Organism: Corythoichthys intestinalis (scribbled pipefish)
Lineage: Eukaryota; Metazoa; Chordata; Actinopteri; Syngnathiformes; Syngnathidae
Exons: 3
Coding region: 7-906 (299 amino acids)
Source: RefSeq, a predicted model, not a curated record